AUGGCAGGUGACGAAGACAACAUGAAAGCCACGGUGGCACGCCUUGAGGAGGAUGUGCAUGCAUACACCGAGCGGUUCACAUCGUUCGAGGGCGCACUUGAUAAGCGUCUCAAGUCGAUCGAGGAUAGCAAUGAGACGUUAAUGAUAACAAUGAUCGUGAUCAUCGUCGACUACGCAAUAAUCAAUAAGGUAUGGGACGACACCAGCGUCCUCAGGUCGUACUUCCACAUGGGCAUCGCGCACUCCUGCUGCCCCGUCCACUCGCACCUCUACAACAGCACCUGCAACCUCUCGACUGGGGCCUUCUUCAUCAACUUCAGCAUCACACACUUCGGCACCACUGAAAAGAACGAAGGUGUUGGAGAGAUAAGGAGGAAAAGCCGCAUGCAGAUGGAAGAUGAAAAAUGUUGCACGUUGAUUCCACAAGUAGCAACACUAUUGACAUGCAAGAAGUGUAACUUUGGGCCGAUCCAUUUCCACAUUUCAUUUUGGGCUGCUGCUGCUUCGACUCCACCGACCACAUCCCGCGUCCGCCUGCCCCCGCAGCCCUCCUCCCUGCCCCGCGCCUCCGCCGUCUGCAAGCACUGGCGCCUCCUCGUCCCCGACCCAGGAUUCUCCCGCCGCUUCCGCAUCCACCACCGCCGCAGCCCUCCCCUCCUCGGUUUCUUCCGCAGAAAUGACGCCCUGUCCUCGUAGUUCGUACCCACUCUCGACGCCCCGGAUUGUGUUUCCCCCCGUCGUUUCUCCUUGCAGCGCGGCGACGGCGACCAGUUCAUGUCCCUCGGAUGCCGCCAUGGCCUGGUGCUCGUCUCCAACAAACCUAAGAACCAGAUCCUGGUGUGGGACCCCGUCACCGGCGACCAGCACCGCCUUGUGGUGCCCCCGGGGGUUGCGGCACAUGCAGAGAAGACAGUGAUCAACGGGGCGGUGCUUCGUGCUCGUGCCGCCGGAGAUGAUGCCCAGCACUUCCAGGUGGUGUUGGCAGUGGCAGACAACGACGACGAGCAACACCAUCGUGCUCUGGCCUGUGUUUACUCGUCAGAGACCGGCACAUGGGGUGAUCUCGUCUCAACACAGCUUCCACCUGAUGUUCUAACGAGUGAUGCUCCCACCUUGGUUUCUACUGACAAGUCUGCUGUGCUGGUUGGGGAUUCCCUCUACUGGAAACUUGCUGGGAAUAUGGAUGGAAUCCUCGAGUUUGAUUUGGAGAAGCAAAGCCUAGCUGUGAUACAGGUGCCGGUGCAUAUCCUUGAAGAGGGCCAGUACAUGUUCUUGAUUAUGCGGGCAGAGGGUGGUGGCCUUGGUUUACUCACCCAGACAGACUGCAGCAUCCAAUUGUGGAAGUUGAACACUGAUUGUGAUGGUGUCGCUUCAUGGGGGCUUGGAAGAACCAUUGAACUGGACAAGCUACUUUCUCUGAAUUCUGAGGAGACUGACAUGUUGAUACCAGGGCUCGAGGAGGAAAAUAAUGUGGUGUUUGUGUGGACAGAUCACAUCGUCUUUAUGGUCCAGCUUGAGUCAAUGAAGUUCAAGAAGCUUUCUGGAACCUACCCCCUUUCUCAUUAUCAUCCAUUCAGAAGUGUCUACGCGGCAGGUAAAGCAUGUCUUCAGAUAUUCAUUGUAACAAAACCAAUUUAA
Molecule: messenger RNA, 1638 nt
Organism: Triticum dicoccoides
Lineage: Eukaryota; Viridiplantae; Streptophyta; Magnoliopsida; Poales; Poaceae
Molecular function (GO): protein binding
Source: RefSeq, a predicted model, not a curated record